Molecule: messenger RNA, 417 nt
Organism: Rotaria sp. Silwood2
Lineage: Eukaryota; Metazoa; Rotifera; Eurotatoria; Philodinida; Philodinidae
Source: the annotation of a GenBank genome assembly
AUGACACAAUAUCGACCUAGAUUACAUCCUUCCUCUUGUUUUCCUCCUAGUCCAUCAACGCCUAAUACUCAAAAUCGUCUUUUUAUACGCGUUGCUCCGAGUGAAGCUCGACAUCGUUGCUGUCAUCUGACAUUUAUCGGUAUUAAUACAACAACUUACUCAGCCAUAGCUGCUCUUCUUGCUUAUGGACAAUUAACAUCAAUUGAAAUUAUAAAAAUCUUUGAUAUAUAUGAUAAACAACAAGCUCGUAUCAUACUUAAUGAUCUUCAGUUAAUUGCUUUAUUUAACAAAUGUAAUAUACGCCUAGAAAGAGUUCAAUCUUAUUGGGAAACAAAAGAUUCGACUAUUAUCAUUAUAAAUGUGCAACAUAAUCAAUUGGGUUUGACAUUUAUAAUUUAUUUAUAUAGUAUCCGUUAA